CUCAACUUCAUCUUCUGAACAUUUCAAACACUUCGCUCCUUCUUCUUCUUCCUCCUUUUUUCCUCAGAAAAUCUUCAUGGCCAACCCAGUCGACGUUUCUGCCAUCAAUCGCAUCAAAUUGCAUCUUUUCGGCGAACUCUCUCCCCUCCCACCCUCUAACCUCUGCUUUCAAUUUAACGGACCAAACCCAACUUCUUCUCCAUCAAACUCUCUCUCUUCUCAAUCUUCCAGUUCCGAUUCUUCAUCCACAGAGGAACGAGCAUUCACUGAACUCUUCGAGUUCGCAACCGCUUCCGCGGAAAAUCAAUUUCCCCUCUUCGAACAGCAAACAUCGGUGUUAGACAUCAGUUUUUCAAACACAGAGACAACAUCGGACCCUGCACCUCAAACCGUGGAGAAGAAACCUCAAUCGAAUCGAAAACCAUCGUUGCAAAUCUCCCUCCCGAAGAAGACCGAGUGGAUCCAAUUCGGAGACCCAGAGGUAACCGAAACGGUGUCGCAUAAUGAUUCAAACGCAGAAGAGAAGAAGCACUACAGAGGAGUCCGACAGAGACCGUGGGGGAAGUACGCUGCGGAGAUCCGAGACCCGAACAAGCGAGGAUCCAGGGUGUGGCUCGGGACAUUCGACACGGCUAUCGAAGCCGCCAAAGCCUACGACCGAGCCGCGUUUAGGCUUCGCGGCUCCAAAGCCAUCCUCAACUUCCCGCUGGAAGCCGGCGCCGAAGAACGAAAGCGCCACAGGGAAGAGGCUGAGGAGGAAGUCGUGAAGAGGAACAAAACGGCGGAAUACGACGUUAGCGGCAUUAAUGAUACUCCGUUAACGCCGUCUAGCUGGUUAGGGUUUUGGGACAGUGAUUUAAAGGGAAUUUUCACCGUGCCGCCGUUGUCGCCGUUAUCUCCACACCCGCCGUUGGGUUAUCCACAACUAAUGGUUGUGUGAAAUUCCCUUUUAUUUUUUCUCGUGCUUUCCUGUUUGUUAAAACCUGUUAAUACAGGGUACAUACCAUAAUUUUCUCGACAUCAUUUUAUUUAUUUAUUUAUUCAAAUUAUUGCAUUAAUGUUACUAUUUAAUUUGAUAGGAAGGAAAAUAUGUAAAAAAAAAAAAGAAAGAUAAAUAUAAUUUUUCCUAAAAUUUAUCAUUUUAAUGAUCUAUAUGAUUCA
Abrus precatorius (Indian licorice) is the source of this 1161-nucleotide messenger RNA. Its product is annotated as ethylene-responsive transcription factor 5-like. Lineage: Eukaryota; Viridiplantae; Streptophyta; Magnoliopsida; Fabales; Fabaceae. Gene Ontology annotation, molecular function: DNA-binding transcription factor activity; DNA binding. The record is from RefSeq and is a predicted model, not a curated record. Gene Ontology annotation, biological process: ethylene-activated signaling pathway; regulation of DNA-templated transcription. The transcript has a single exon. Bases 77 to 940 code for a protein of 287 amino acids.